AUGGCUUCGCGUGCCUUUGCUACACUGCUUGCAGUGCUAGCGGUUGUGGGUUUUACCUCAGUUCCCCGUGGUCUGGCAACUGAUCCGACCCAGCUCCAGGACUUCUGCGUUGCUGAUAACAACAGCCCUGUGCUGGUGAACGGGGUGGUGUGCAAGAACCCGAACGUGGUGAACGCAAACGACUUCUUCUUCCACAUAGUGCCGGUGGCACCAAACGCGCAGGGCUUCGCCGUGACGCCGGUGGCGGUGGCCCAGAUCCCGGGGCUGAACACGCUGGGCAUCUCGCUGGCGCGCAUCGACUUCGUCCCCGGCGGGCAGAACCCGCCGAACACACGCACCCUCGCGGGUCGGAGAUCCUGA
Miscanthus lutarioriparius is the source of this 360-nucleotide messenger RNA. The record is from the annotation of a GenBank genome assembly. Lineage: Eukaryota; Viridiplantae; Streptophyta; Magnoliopsida; Poales; Poaceae.